Coccinella septempunctata (seven-spotted ladybird) is the source of this 2417-nucleotide messenger RNA. Its product is annotated as glycosyltransferase 25 family member. Gene Ontology annotation, molecular function: procollagen galactosyltransferase activity. Lineage: Eukaryota; Metazoa; Arthropoda; Insecta; Coleoptera; Coccinellidae. The coding region runs from base 170 to 1837 and encodes 555 amino acids. The record is from RefSeq and is a predicted model, not a curated record. The transcript is spliced from 7 exons.
GAUACUCUAACCUAAGUUUUUCAAACCCAAACAAAAAUUUGAUUACGUUACCAAAAUACGCUGCAUUCUGCGACUGUUUUUCUCAUUUAUGUUACUGAAUGAUUAAUUUCAUUAUUAUGUUAAAUUUUCACAUUUUAUUCAGUUAAUAGCUUGUUAAUAUACUAGAACUAUGUUUCUUGUGAAGUUGUUUUUACUAUUAUCCACAGCGACUGUGAUAUUUGCUGAAAAUAAAAGACCUACCAUUCUUAUAUCCAUAUUAGCAAGAAAUAAAGCUCAUACGCUGCCGUAUUUCUUAGGUUACCUAGAGAACUUGAAUUACCCAAAAGAUCGGUUAUCACUGUGGAUUCAGAGCGAUCAUAAUAAUGAUGAAACAAUUGAGAUAUUGGAAACUUGGAUUUCAUCUGUCGAAAACAGUUAUCACUUGAUAAAAAAAGAUUUUGUCGCAAGUCCUAACCGCUAUGAGGGGGAGAUAGGUUUUGCUCAUUGGACUGAGGAACGGUUUCAGCAUAUAAUUUCUUUGAGGGAAUCUGCACUACAGUAUGCUAGAAAUAUUUGGGCUGAUUAUUAUUUGACAUUAGAUUGCGAUGUGUUUUUGACCAAUCCUGAGACUUUGAAUUACCUUAUCUCGAAAGAAUUCAUAGUUGCCGCACCUAUGUUAAGAUCUGCGGAAUUAUAUUCAAACUUCUGGCAUGGUAUGACGAGCGAUUAUUACUAUUAUAGAACCGAAGAGUACAAACCCAUCCUAUACAGAGAAAACAAAGGUUGUUUUGAUGUUCCCAUGGUACAUUCUUGUGUCCUUAUCAAUUUGAAAAAAACAAAAUCGGACUAUUUAACCUAUGUACCAAGCAAAGUUCCUAGAUUUGAUGGGCCCACUGAUGAUAUAAUAGCGUUUGCAAUUAGUGCGAAUCGCAGUAAUAUACCUUUAAAAUUAUGUAAUGAAGAGAUUUUUGGUUUCAUUACAACUCCCAUAGAGAAGGAGGAUGAUGUUAAUGUUGAUAGAGAACAAGUAACUAAUAUAAAGUUAGAAAUACUAAUAUAUGAGGAAAAUCUAAUUGUGUCAGAAGUACUGAAAAAGUUUAUUAGAGAUCCUAAGAAGGAUUUAAUGGGAUUUGACAGAAUAUUCAUGAUAAAUUUGCUGAGGAGGCCUGAGAGGAGGAGAAGAAUGAUGAAGUGUUUCAAUGAGUUAGGGUUGGAUGUGACUAUUAUUGAUGCAGUUGAUGGAAGGGAACUGAAUGACACCACAUUGAAGAGCAUUUCAUUUAUGCCUGAUUUUAUAGAUCCUUAUCAUAAAAGACCAAUGACCUUAGGGGAAAUAGGAUGCUUUUUGAGUCAUUUCAAUAUUUGGAAAGAGAUUGUAGCUAACAAAUAUGAAAAGACAUUAGUGUUAGAGGAUGAUAUUAGAUUUGAGCCAUAUUUUCGAUUGAAAGUGAGGAAUCUCAUGAAUGAAAUAAAUGUUAGACCUGAUUGGGAUUUGAUCUACUUUGGGAGAAAACGUCUGCAAGAAAACGACGAACCUUGGGUGGAAGGUUCAUAUUUUCUAGUUCAAGCUGGAUACUCCUAUUGGACCCUAGGAUAUGCCCUGAGCUUGAGGGGAGCUAAAAAACUGCUGGAUGCAGACCCUUUGUCGCGAUUGGUACCAGUUGAUGAGUACCUUCCCAUUUUGUUCGAUAAGCACCCACAAACAAACUAUAAAAAAUAUUUUCCACAGAGAAAUCUUGUUGCAUUUUCUGUAGCUCCAUUGUUGCUGUAUCCAACCCACUACACUGGGGAAGAUGGCUAUAUAAGCGAUACAGAAGAUUCGAAAAUCAUCAAGAGGCCAGGGAGAGAGGAAUUAUAGAGUCGUUCUCAUUUUAAUUGGUACUUCUGAACGAAAACUAUACGCUUUACAAAUUUGAAUCUGAUUUUAACUUGAAAUUCUUUCUGGAUAAGAAUUUCUUAGUGUGCAAUUACUAUGUGAGUUUCACUGUACAAUUCUUUUUUAUAAUUCUGUACUCUGUAGGUAGAAUUCCUUUUGCAAUAUUUCUAGUUCGUUUUUUACAUCAAUGAGGAAGCUAUAUACCUAUUGAAUUAUUUUUUAAACUUCUUUACUCUUCGAAUCUUGUUAUAGUUGAUGCUACUAUUUCUUUAUGAAAUAUUUACGUACGUUCUUUACUGUCAGAAAGAAGCUAUAUUGAAUUAUUAUGUAAUAUUCUUUACCUUUUUAAUCUUGUUAUAGUUGAUACCACUAUUUUGAUUUUAGUGCCAUAUUUUUAAUAAUUUAUUCACUGCUUAAUUUGCGUGCCAUAACUGCCUGCCAUGUGUUUUUGAAAUAAUCAAGGUUAACACUUUGACUUGUGCCUUUACAAUUUUAUUACUGGAAAACUUUUUUAUCUUUACUACAUUACUACACUUGUAUUUUCUUAAUAAAUGAAAAUAAU